GCGGCGGCGGCGGAGGCUCCCAAGGACGUCGCCCUGGACGACAUGGAGUGCCCCAGCUUGGACGUUCAGGCCGCGCUGGCACUGGCAGUGCGCCUGUACGGUUUAAGUGGAGGCACGGCGAAAGCGUUGGACGGAUACGACGACAGGAACUUUUGGCUUCAGAACCACGAGGUUGCCGACAACCCCUCCCUGACGGAGGUCGCCGCGGCCGGCUACACCCUGAAGGUUACCAACAGUUUGGACAGCCGGAACUUGGCCUUUCUGGAGGAGCAGACACUACUCAUCUUGCACCUGGCCGAUCACGGCAUGAACUGUCCACGCCCAGUCAGAAACAAAGACGGGAAGAUAUACUCCAUCGAGCAGCUUCGGGAAGGGGGACCUGGCCACGCUGUGCGUCUUUUCGAGUUCAUCCCUGGAGAAACAUUAGGCAAAGUGCCUUGGCAGCCUGACUUUGCCGACCAGGCGGGCCGGGAACUCGCAAGGAUCCACAACGUGGUGGACGGGGUGGACUUCCCCGCCGUCAAGUCCCGCACGACCGAGUGGAGCCUGUGGGAAGCGCCCCGGGUCCUGAAGUACGCCAGCUACGUGGUGGACGAGUCCAGGCGCGCUCUGGUGCAAGAGGUGUUGGAGGCCUUCCAGCGGGACACGGGCGCGCAGGCGGAGUUCCUCCGCGGGGACUCGGGCCUCAUCCACGGGGACUUCAACCAGUUCAACAUAGUGGUGGCGCGCGCGGCCGAGGGGGCCCCGUCGCCGUACUCCGUGACGGGCGUGCUCGACCUCGGCGACUGCCACUGCGCCCCGCGGCUGUUUGACGUCGCGCUCACCGCCGCCUACAUGGCCAUCACCAGCGGGGACGUGCAGGACAUAGCCGGGGUCCUGGUCGGCUACUCUCGGGAGAGGCCUCUGACUCAUGUGGCCCUUGACCUGCUCAAGGUUUGUAUCUGCACCCGUUUGUGUCAGAGCUUAGUAAUGGGAUUGCGAGCUCAUGCUCUUGAACCCCAAAAUACAUAUGUCCUUGACACUCAAAAAAAUGGGUGGCCAGUCUUGCAGGCGUUAUGGAAGGAACCAAAAGGUAAAUAUGAGCAAGAAUGGAAACAGAAAGUACAAAUAGCUUAACUACGACGAUUUUUCUGGAUGAAGAUCUUUUUUUGUAACUCAAGGGUAACUUAUUAAAUAAUAUUGUGCUUGAAAUGUACACCUUAUUAUGUUUUUUAUGAGCUGAA
This is a messenger RNA of Frankliniella occidentalis (western flower thrips), 1223 nucleotides long. Its product is annotated as hydroxylysine kinase. The record is from RefSeq and is a predicted model, not a curated record. Bases 43 to 1116 code for a protein of 357 amino acids. The transcript has 7 exons. NCBI's taxonomy places the organism in Eukaryota, Metazoa, Arthropoda, Insecta, Thysanoptera, Thripidae. Gene Ontology annotation, molecular function: amino acid kinase activity.